Frieseomelitta varia is the source of this 1594-nucleotide messenger RNA. RefSeq names its product DDB1- and CUL4-associated factor 13. Gene Ontology annotation, molecular function: protein binding. The transcript is spliced from 7 exons. Gene Ontology annotation, biological process: maturation of SSU-rRNA from tricistronic rRNA transcript (SSU-rRNA, 5.8S rRNA, LSU-rRNA). The record is from RefSeq and is a predicted model, not a curated record. Lineage: Eukaryota; Metazoa; Arthropoda; Insecta; Hymenoptera; Apidae. The coding region runs from base 174 to 1508 and encodes 444 amino acids. Gene Ontology annotation, cellular component: nucleolus; small-subunit processome.
UGACAUACUAACUAUAGUCAAGUCACUAGGUUACAACUGUCACAUGCAAUGUUUCUAAGCCACGUGUAGUAUAUCUAAGUAUUUUAUUUAAUUCAACUGACUGUGCAAGACAUUGUAAUAGAACAGUUAUUUAUGCAUUGAUUAAAAUUUUAUUCAAUUAAAGUAUCUGCAAAAUGAAAGUGAAAGUUUUAACAAGAAAUCCAGAUGAAUAUCUAAGAGAAACAAAACGUGACAUAUAUAAAGUACCUAGGAAUUAUGAUCCAGCGUUACAUCCUUUCGAAUCAGCAAGAGAGUAUACAAGGGCUUUAAAUUCAGUAAAGUUAGAAAAACUAUUUGCGAAACCUUUCGUAGGAUCUUUAGAAGGCCAUAAGGAUGGCGUAUCUUGUUUAUGUAAACAUCCUUCUCAGUUAUCUACUAUACUUAGUGGAGCUUUUGAUGGAGAAAUAAGAAUAUGGAAUCUUACACAUAGAAUGUGUAUAUCGAACUUUUUGGCACAUGAUGGUAUAAUACGUGGAAUUGUAUUUAGCCAAAGUGGUGAAAAUUUUAUCUCUGUUGGCGAUGAUAAAACUAUUAAAACUUGGAAGUUGGGAAAUUCGUCGCUCAGUCAAGAAGAACCUAUAAAUACAGUCAUUAGUAAAACUAUAAUAACUGGAAUUUCACAUCAUCGAACUCAGCCAAUAUUUGCUACAUGUGGCGAAGUAUGUCAAUUAUGGGAAGAGACUAGAAAUGAACCAAUUCAAACAUUUAAAUGGGGUGUUGACAGUUUAUACGAUAUUAAAUACAAUCCUGUCCAAUCUAAUUUAUUUGCUGCCUGUGGAAGUGAUCGUAGUAUAAUUCUAUAUGAUGCCAGAGAAACAGGGCCUUUGCAGAAAGUAUUUAUGAAAUUAAGAACAAAUAAAUUAUCCUGGAAUCCUAUGGAGGCUGUUACUUUCACGUGUGCCAAUGAAGACUACAAUCUCUAUACUUAUGACAUUCGUAAGUUGAAAACACCAGUAAAUGUACAUAUGGAUCAUGUAGAAGCUGUAAUUGAUGUGGAUUACUCACCAACUGGUAAAGAAUUUGUGUCUGGUAGCUACGACAGAUCUAUUCGCAUUUUUGAAGUAAAUAAAGGUCAUUCUCGAGAAGUUUAUCAUACAAAACGCAUGCACAGGUUAACGUGCAUAGGGUGGUCACUUGAUAAUAAAUUCGUUAUUAGUGGUAGUGAUGAAAUGAAUAUUCGCUUGUGGAAAGCAAGGGCAUCGGAAAAAUUGGGUGUGUUGAGACCCAGAGAAAGAACAGCGUUGUAUUACAGUGAAGCUUUGAAAGAAAAGUUUGCUGCACAUCCUCAAAUUAAACGAAUUUCUCGACAUAGACAAGUUCCAAAAUAUAUUUACAAUGCAAAGGCUGAAUUACGUACAAUUCGAGAGAAAAUGAAUCGAAAGGAAGCCAACAGACGUGCUCAUUCUAAAAAAGGAGCGGUACCUUUUGUUUCGGAAAGAAAAAAACAUGUUGUACGGCAAGAGGUAUAAUGUACAAUUAUGUAAUAUAGCAUUAAAAUUUUUUAUACUGAUUAAAAUAAAGAGAGAAAGAAUAGUACUACAUUCUAUUAUUUUGA